Haemonchus placei is the source of this 525-nucleotide messenger RNA. Lineage: Eukaryota; Metazoa; Nematoda; Chromadorea; Rhabditida; Trichostrongylidae. The record is from the annotation of a GenBank genome assembly.
UUCUUCUAUAAGACUGUUCCAUCUGCGCGUAAUGUUGAUCCUGGUGAUGUGUCUGGAAGGAAACAGCUCCGCAAUAAUUUGCAGUGCAAAAACUUCGAAUGGUACCUGAAAAAUAUUUAUCCGGAAGCUCCACUACCAUAUGAUUACAAGUCUUUGGGGGCCAUUGCAAAUCAGGGAACUAGGCUAUGUCUUGAUACCAUGGGUAAGAAGGAUGGACCUGUUGGCAUACAGACAUGUCAUGGAUCAGGUGGAAAUCAGGCAUGGUCGCUGACAGGGCGAGGAGAAAUUCGAUCUGAUGAUCUAUGCCUUUCCUCGAGUAGUCUCGAUAACCUCGUCCGACUAGAGCGAUGUAAUGUUGCAUCGUCGAAUACUAAGCACCUUUUCAAGUAUGAUAAUGAGAAUAAACAGCUUAUUCAUGUGAAAACCCGGUACUGUGUGACAGCCUCAGAUGGUAAAGAGGUCGUAGUAAGGCCGUGUAAUUUCUCUCCAGAUCAGACCUGGGCCCUCGAGGGCUAUAUGCCGUAA